AUGGCCGCCCCUCUCUCCAGCGCCUCUCACCCCGUCGAGGGUCCUUUGGUGCAGGAGAACGAGGCGCGUGCCACCUUCUUCGUCAUCUCGUCGUACGUCAACGAGGACAACGCGGAGGUGAUGCGCCGCUGCGUGGAGGAGGGGCACGAAUUUGGGAACCACAUGGUUGCAGACGAGCCGGCGCACCGCUACGAAGCGGAAGAGUUUCGCGAGAAGCUGCUAGAGUGCGAGACGGCCCUGCACAAGUUCAGCAAAUACAGCUACGGCCAGGGCGCCAAGUGGUUCCGGCCCCCCUGCGGCGUCUUCACGUCGAGCAUGCUGCAAGAGCUGCAGCGGUGCGACUACCACUGCGUCCUGGGAGACGUGUACAACCAUGACGUGGCUCUGCAGGACAGCACGGAGUUUCUGAUCGAGUACGUCGAGCGCUGCAGCCAGCCUGGCUCGAUCCUCAUCAUCCACACCCCGGAGCCAAACUACCGCGAAAACAACCUGCAUGUGCGCUGA
Messenger RNA from Emiliania huxleyi CCMP1516, 504 nucleotides. RefSeq lists its product as hypothetical. Gene Ontology annotation, biological process: carbohydrate metabolic process. The coding region runs from base 1 to 504 and encodes 167 amino acids. Gene Ontology annotation, molecular function: hydrolase activity, acting on carbon-nitrogen (but not peptide) bonds. The transcript has a single exon. Gene Ontology annotation, cellular component: membrane. NCBI's taxonomy places the organism in Eukaryota, Haptophyta, Isochrysidales, Noelaerhabdaceae. The record is from RefSeq and is a predicted model, not a curated record.